UAUGGAAGAUAAUUAAUGUUUAGCUUCUCUCUUUGCUGAAAUCUUAUAAAUUGUCAAGCCCUAAUCAGCUGACAUGUAACAGUUUAAAGAAGUCUCUAAUGAAAGAUUAAGAAAAUGUAUUCUUGAAUUAGUUCGAGAACUCGCAACUCUUAUGUAGAAUCUUAAGGAAUAGUUAGAAGAAUUCAUUGACAAUAAAUAUGAAUAAGAGAUCCAAAGACUCGAAAAUACAAUUCGAUAACAUAUAAGAGUAGAAUAAUAAUAAAGAUUACAUAUAGAAGCACUCACUUAAAAACUAGAAGAAGAAUAGUAGUAAUAUGUAGUAGAAGUCAAAAAUUAAAAUGAAAAAAUUAAGUAAUUAGAAAAUGUCUGUUCGUAAAUAUCAAUAAAUAAAGUCUAAAAUCUGAAUUAAACUAAUUUUAUUAUAGAUCCUAAUAAGAAAUCACCAACAGCUUAUGAUAGAUUGAAUAAAUUGGUAAGUGCCAAAACUAAAUAAUAUACUUAAUCUUCAUCAACUAUCAAUUCAUAAUAGUUAUUAAAAAUUUAUUCAAAUCCACAACAAUUAUUUAAAAAAAUGCAAGAUAUUAAAAAUAUUGAAUAAAUCAGAGUUGAUACACAAUAGUCUGAUAAGGAAUAAAGUUUAUUGAAGCUAAGAAGAUGUGUGGAAGAUAAUUAAAGUGGAAUGUUUCAAUCUUAGAGAAUAGAAUCCAUUAGUCUGGAAAAAUAUAAUAGAAAUUAAAAACUGAUGAGAAAUUCUAUGAGAUAAUCAUAUAUUAUGGGAAAUAGUUUUGAUCUUGUUUCGAAGACAAUGUAAAAUUACAAGAAGUAGUAAAAAAGUAUUAGUACUUUAAGAUAAUCAUGGAAGAAAUGA
This is a messenger RNA of Paramecium primaurelia, 868 nucleotides long. Lineage: Eukaryota; Ciliophora; Oligohymenophorea; Peniculida; Parameciidae. The record is from the annotation of a GenBank genome assembly.